CUUGCGCCUUGCUCGGAUCUUCUGCCUCUUCGCUAUUCCAACACUGCAACUGAUACCUUGCGUAUCUUUCUUGUCAACACUUUCAUUCAACAUCUUCUAGGACUCUCUCACCUCUGAGAAUGAGCCGAAAGCUCGCCCCCGAAGCCAAUCGGAUUCUCUUCGUCAAGAACCUUAACUACAACGUAACAGCAGAGCAACUGUUCGAUCUGUUCGGCAAAUUUGGCCCCAUUCGCCAAAUUCGCCAGGGUAUCGCCAAUACCUCCAAAGGAACCGCAUUCGUUGUCUACGAGGACGUUCACGACGCCAAACAGGCAUGCGAUAAACUCAAUGGUUUCAACUUCCAGAACAGAUACUUGGUCGUCUUGUAUCAUCAGCCAGAGAAGAUGGUCCGAACGAAAGAGGACAUUACGGAACGGCAGGAGAAUUUAGAAAGGCUCAAACAGCAACACGGGAUAGAAUGAUGUGACGAAUUCUUUUUCUCUUCCCUCUGCUAGCAUUUAGCUGCGCUAUGGUAUUGCAACGGCUCUAC
This is a messenger RNA of Penicillium mononematosum, 529 nucleotides long. RefSeq names its product putative pre-mRNA branch site protein p14. The transcript is spliced from 5 exons. Gene Ontology annotation, molecular function: mRNA binding. Bases 120 to 461 code for a protein of 113 amino acids. The record is from RefSeq and is a predicted model, not a curated record. NCBI's taxonomy places the organism in Eukaryota, Fungi, Ascomycota, Eurotiomycetes, Eurotiales, Aspergillaceae. Gene Ontology annotation, cellular component: nucleus; cytoplasm; ribonucleoprotein complex.